AUGAGAAGCACAGCUUGCAGAAGAAAGAAGCAACACAUUUUAAUGAAAAUAGUACGUUUACCCAUCAGACUUCUAAGCCAAGCAAGAGACGUCUACAUCAAGAGUAUGGUCGAAUGCGCCGGCAGGACUGGUUAUGGUGGUAGGGUAAUUUGCCAUACUCUACCUGAACCUUCGCGCUUGCCUAAGAGCUUUAGUGUCGGUUCGUCCACAGCAAAUGAUGGUGAAGAGUAUAGACAACUUUUAUGCACUGUAUCUAAGCAUGGCAUUGACCAGAAGACGCAACAACAACAACAACCAGGUGUGCAUCAGAGAACCAUGGAAUCAUCAGCUAGCAGGGUCAUGGGAACAAGAAGCUAUAGUGUUGGGAUUGGAAAGAUUGGGAUGAUUGACGAGGACAGACCUUGUUCCUUCGAGGAAGAUGUAAUUGAUGCUAUGGCAGAUUUGAUGUGUCCAAAAAGUAGAUGCCAUGCAGAUAAGAGGAAUCUGAUAGUAUAUCAUUACUGA
Hibiscus syriacus is the source of this 504-nucleotide messenger RNA. RefSeq lists its product as uncharacterized. Lineage: Eukaryota; Viridiplantae; Streptophyta; Magnoliopsida; Malvales; Malvaceae. The record is from RefSeq and is a predicted model, not a curated record. The transcript has a single exon. The coding region runs from base 1 to 504 and encodes 167 amino acids.